Clunio marinus is the source of this 621-nucleotide messenger RNA. The record is from the annotation of a GenBank genome assembly. Lineage: Eukaryota; Metazoa; Arthropoda; Insecta; Diptera; Chironomidae.
AUGAAGCUAUCAAUUUUGAGGAUUCAUGGCUUCAUCUGUUUCACAAUUGAAUAUACGCAAGAUAAAAGAUUAAAAUUUAAAAAGUCAUGGUGGGAGUUUGUUUGGUUCGUUUUAAGUUCUAUCCCAACUUUAGUAGUUUUGAGUUCAGUGAAAGUGUUAAAUGAAGAAGUUGAACAAAAAAGCGAAAUAUUUAAACUAUUUAGUUUUUCCAAAUCCGGAGGGUUAUCAAUAUUUCUUAAUAAUGAUUUACCCGUUACUACUGCUCUGGUUAAUACUUCUUAUAAUGUUUGGAUUAAGCAUUUGGAUGAAAAAUCAAGCGGAAGAAAUUGUGAAAAUUGGACUUCAGAUACAAUACAAAGUGAAAACGUCACCAAAAGUCAUCAAAUUUGCUCAACUGCUUUCCUUACAACUCCAUCAUCGUCCACCAUUAAUUUCUUAUGGAGUAAGUCAUGGUGGGAAUUGGCUUGGGUCGUUUUAAGUUCUAUCCCAACUUUAGUGUUUUUGAGUUCAGUAAGAGACAAGAAAUACGCAUAUAAAGAUGAUGAAGAUAAGGAAAAAAGCGAAAUAUUUCAAAAGGAACGCGCAUUGAAAGGAUCAUUACAUCGAAAAUUGAAAGAAUAA